Molecule: messenger RNA, 1450 nt
Organism: Manduca sexta (tobacco hornworm)
Lineage: Eukaryota; Metazoa; Arthropoda; Insecta; Lepidoptera; Sphingidae
Gene: Tua2
Product: tubulin alpha-1A chain
Exons: 10
Coding region: 92-1444 (450 amino acids)
Biological process (GO): mitotic cell cycle; microtubule cytoskeleton organization
Cellular component (GO): microtubule; cytoplasm
Molecular function (GO): GTP binding; structural constituent of cytoskeleton
Source: RefSeq, a predicted model, not a curated record
CGCGCCGGGAAGCACAGUGCGGCCCGGUGCGUUGCAUAGCGGACGACCACGCCACUCCUCCUCUUACGAAACUCCAAAAACUUACUGCAAAAUGAGGGAAUGUAUCUCAGUCCACAUUGGUCAGGCGGGAGUCCAGAUCGGUAAUGCUUGCUGGGAGCUGUACUGCCUGGAGCAUGGCAUCCAGCCUGACGGUCAGAUGCCCUCGGACAAGACUUUGGGUGGAGGAGACGACUCCUUUAACACCUUCUUCAGCGAGACUGGUGCCGGCAAGCACGUGCCGAGGGCUGUCUUCGUUGACUUGGAGCCUACUGUUGUCGAUGAGGUCCGCACCGGCACAUACCGACAACUGUUCCACCCUGAGCAGCUAAUCACGGGCAAGGAGGACGCGGCUAACAACUAUGCACGUGGUCACUACACUAUCGGCAAGGAGAUCGUGGACGUAGUCCUCGACAGGAUCAGGAAGCUGGCUGACCAGUGCACUGGACUGCAGGGCUUCUUGGUGUUCCACUCGUUCGGAGGCGGUACCGGCUCCGGAUUCACUUCCUUAUUGAUGGAGCGCCUCUCCGUCGACUACGGAAAGAAAUCCAAGCUUGAGUUCUCCAUCUACCCUGCACCACAGGUAUCAACAGCAGUGGUAGAGCCUUACAACUCGAUCCUGACCACCCACACCACCCUGGAGCACUCGGAUUGCGCGUUCAUGGUGGAUAACGAAGCCAUCUACGACAUCUGCAGGCGGAACCUCGACAUCGAGAGGCCCACGUACACCAACCUCAAUAGGCUUAUUGGACAAAUCGUGUCCUCGAUCACCGCCUCCCUCCGUUUCGACGGCGCCCUGAACGUGGACCUCACGGAGUUCCAGACCAACUUGGUGCCAUACCCUCGUAUCCACUUCCCCCUGGCCACGUAUGCGCCCGUCAUCUCCGCGGAGAAGGCUUACCAUGAACAACUCACUGUCGCUGAGAUCACCAACGCUUGCUUCGAGCCAGCCAACCAGAUGGUGAAAUGCGAUCCUCGUCAUGGCAAAUACAUGGCUUGUUGUAUGUUGUACAGAGGUGACGUGGUGCCGAAAGACGUGAACGCGGCGAUAGCUACCAUCAAGACCAAGAGGACCAUCCAGUUCGUCGACUGGUGCCCCACUGGAUUCAAGGUGGGCAUCAACUACCAGCCCCCGACCGUAGUGCCCGGAGGCGACUUGGCCAAAGUGCAGCGCGCCGUGUGCAUGUUGUCCAACACCACCGCCAUCGCGGAGGCCUGGGCCAGACUCGACCACAAGUUCGACUUGAUGUACGCCAAGCGCGCGUUCGUCCAUUGGUACGUGGGAGAGGGUAUGGAGGAGGGAGAGUUCUCCGAAGCCCGCGAGGACUUGGCCGCCCUCGAGAAGGACUACGAGGAAGUCGGCGUCGACUCCACCGAGGGAGAGCUCGACGAGGAAAACGAAUACUAAACUAUC